GUCGACUACGACUUGGUCAAUGAUAUUUCCAGUGUUAUCAUGUCGAAAUCAAUUCGUUUUCGGUGAUCAAUUCGUUUUCGGUGAAUGAAGUCAAGUAUUUGCGGCUCAAAAGCAAGGGUAAAGUUUCGAUGAUGUUGGUGGAACACGUAAAUGUCGGCUGUGUGUGCUCGUCGGUGGUGGGUGAUUCGGUCACGUGGUCCAAGGUGUCUGUCUGGUGCCUCUUCGUCAAUCUGUUGUCGCGAUCGGUUUAUUUACUGACCAUACGCGAUCGGUUUAUACUGACCAUACGCGAUCGGUUUAUACUGACCCACCUGGAUUCUAUCUCCUCAGUCACCUGCUUCCCAUCUCUCCCCCCUCUAGUUGUAUGAUAAAUUUUCAUCUUCUGGUAUAUCUUCCUCUGGUCUUUCUUUUUUCUAGUUAGGUCCGUCGGCUCCGCCACAAUGUAUUGCGUGUUAGUCUUACAACUAGUGGGAACUACAACAGAAAUAGCAUCUCGUCAAUUGCGGCAAAAAAGAUCCAAAAAAAAAUCUUGAUGUUGGAUGACACUGACCCAUCCAAAUCUCUCCCAACUUCAACCACACUUUUUAUCCGAGUAGUACUUACAGUUACACGACGCGCCUCAUCGUUCAUUGUUAGAUCUUCUUCGUAGUUGUUGGCGUAGUAGAUGUUCCAAGAACUUCUUUGUUAUGGCUCUCUCCCUUAGGUGGGGACAGCCAUAACAAGCGAGAUAUAUAGAAGUCACACGUUGAAAUGCAAAGGCUAAUAAAUGCCAAGAACAAACACCUCAAGAAUAGGUACAAUCAUCAUCAUCAUCAACACCAAAAAGCUACCUCCAAAUAAAGAUGUCCUCUUGUUCCUCCUCAUCGUGGGAGUUAGAUGCGAUGCCUCCUAUGGAUGGGGUAAUGCCAUCCUCUAGUUCUGCCGAACAGGGUGCUGACCAAAUCAGUGAAAGCGCAUCGUCGUCAUCAGGCGAGAGGAACAGAGGCCGACACUUGCACGUCGGUCGUGGAAAUCCAGGGAGUCUCAUAAAGUUAUGUCGUCGAGUAACUCUUCAAUCACUAUUCACGACACUACCUAUAAUUCCUACUGCUCAUGUUCUAUUUACUUCUGCCGUCCCUGCUAUAUGCAUAUUUAUAUUUUUAACAUGUGAAUCUUCUGAAUUCUAGCAUCUUCGGGUAUCGGAAUCGCGGCUAGGGUACAGAAUAAGAUGUCUGUGGGGUAGGCAUACAGUUUCAUCAGCUAGAAAUCACGCUACCUAUUCCUACUGCUCAUGUUCUUACUUAUUCCGACGGCCCUGCUAUAGCAUGCAGUCUUGUUGUAUAAUGUUCAACUCUUCUUCUUCAUUCCCCAGUAAGAAGCGACGAAGCUCGAAUGGAGGUCACCAACCGGAGUAUAUAGUUGGCAUGGGUGCGCAAGGUGGAGAACAAGGUCAAGGUGUAGAAGCAGGAACAUCGUUUCCAGGCGAAGUGAAUCGAGUAGAAGAUUAAGGCUACCAAUCUAGUAUAAUUAACUAAUCUAUUGAAUUCAUUAUGUGUUCAGGAUACUUGUUGAUAGUUACCCUUUUCUCUUGUCUAUCUUCCUCUGGUCUUUCUUUUUUCUAGUUAGGUCGGCUUCACCACAGUAUGCGUUCGAAGGUGAGACCUAGCAUGGGGCUGACCGGACUACGAAAGCGCCGGCGCUUGGUUAGUUUCUUUAGAUCGAUAACCUUUGCUUUGUCUAAGUUUUCUUUUUCUAGUUAGGUCUGCUCCACCGCAAAUAUGUGCGGAUGCCUCUAGAGAGAAUCAAUUACAGAGAGAAAAAGUAGGAGGAUUUCGGACACAGGGAUGGAUUACGGAUAGCUCUAAGAAGAUGCGAAUCGUCCUAGUGGGAGAGCAAUGAAAAGGCCACUCGGUGAGGAUCAAGGCAGUAGGAGUCGGAGUCGGCGUAGGCAGUCACCGGAAGACGAUGUGGAAAAGGCAAGAGGACAUGAGAAUAGCUUAUGGACCAUAAGACCAUUGCUGCUCUAGUAAUCCUAGUGUUAUGAGUUAGGCUCCUUAGGAAUCUAACAAAGAUUGACUAAUCCACCAGCGUCUAGAAAAACUGCAUUAGUCUAAAUCGCCAGCUGCACUUGCUUUUUCUACUACUUGUAAGAUUGCUCUGCACUUGAGGACGCUUCCACUUUUAAGAUUGAUCUACCUCAAGACCAGGUAAAUGAAUGAAUGAAUGAGAUGAAACUUGUAAGAUUGAUGCUGUUCUGAGAUCCCCAACAGAAGUUAGAGUUGUAAGUACUUGCAUACAUAGAUGAGUGCCUGAUGUGUGGAAACCUGCAUAGUCACUUCUCUCCUCCAUAAUCACUUGUCCCUCAAUUUCCUCAAUCCUCCAUAAUCACUUGCGCACGUGAUGAAUUGCAAUCACAGACUGCAUCUGGAGUCCUCUGUACUUACCCCUCGAUUUUUGGGUACACUACUCGUCCUAGUACUACUACAUAAAGAAAUUGAACCUUUGUUCAACCCUCCAUUAUAGUCAUGUCUCUCCUUCAUACGCCACCGACGACCCCGCGAACCACGUUGGACGAUUACUAGGUGGCAGCACGCCUCAUGGGCAUAUGCACGAGUUCGCUGGUCAAACGGCGGGUGCUGACACUAUCACCCGUAGGCGAUGCUGGAACGAUGCACGCGAGGAAGGCAUGAUCGCACAUGCAAGACAUUCGAGUUAUGCUGAUGGUGGUCUAGAGAACGAAAAGCUCUGUUCGAAUAAUACUAUACUAAAGAGUAUCUAUUAUAGAAGAGGUAAAAAUACUAAAGUAUUAUAGAAGAGGUUGCACGAGCAGCGUAAGAACACACACACAUUUAUUUGAAGAUAUAUAUUUAUAAUUCUUGUCAACAACUACCUCAGUAAUAUAGAAAGGUACAACAUCUUCCCCUUUCAUCCGCUUUCCUUGGAUCCGGCGGCUCCUAGCUCAGAGGUUGGCAUGAUGUACAACUUGAGCACGGUGAAGAAGGGCAACGUGGCACCCGACUUCUGCUCGAUGUUUGCACUGACUGAUAGUCGUUGGGCACCAGCCAAAUACGAAAUCCUUUCAGAGGGGGAUGACGAACAUGACCUUUCCACCGUCAAAGUUAAGUCUGCACUUCGUAAUAUAAUUACAUCCCUUGAUGUUCUUCCUAUAAUAUCGAUAUCCCACUUUCUUGAGGGGCAUUCUUUUCCUUUCUGGAAAGCCUUUAUUUCAUAGCAAAGAGAAAUCAAUGUCGCCUACUAGGACCACGAUGCCUACUAGGACCUGCACCUCUUCUAAGAAACGGUGUAUGUCCCUGAUGAAGCAUGCAAGCGGAAUUUACAUCACAGUCCUGUUUCACAUGGUGAUCACCGUUGGCGUGUUAGUGUCCUUCCGCUUAGCUGAGAAGGUGACGGAGAGACGAAUAUUCCGGAAUAUAGUUGACGAAACUGUGGUGAAUCUAGUCACGGGGAUUGUGGCUUUUGCCCUCGUUUUCCGAAUCAACCUGGCGUAUGCGCGAUGGUGGGAUUCUAGAAGGUCGUGUGAGGUACGCACCUACUAUGUAUAAGAUAGGUCGUGCUUGUUCAUUGUUAUCAUAGAAAUAGAUUUUCAUCGUAGAAUAUACAAUUUUUCCCCCUUAAAAAGGAACAAUACCACGUGAGGAUGCGUAGUUAUAACAUGGAUUACUUAUUACCUUCGGUCACUCUGAGAGUGAGUAGCUUCUUGUAGAUGAUAGCAAAUGUAAAACUCCUGUAGAGAAUUAUGCCGCGGCUUCAUAAUUUUCCACAAUCAACAAACGGUUCCCACCUCUUACUCUCCCAGGAUUUUGCAGCGAAGUUUUUCAUCGCGUCCAACCUAGCCUUCUGCUUCGAUCAAUUUACCGCUGCUUCCUAUCGUUCCAAGAACACCUUUCGGUUGCGACUGGCAUCACUCUACAGUCUUCUCCACGCUGAGGCCCUAAAUUAUGGUUGUAAGAAGCAAUGCAUCUUCUUCUUCAAGAAAGUCAUCUGAAAGAAGCCGACAAGAGGGAAAUGGCACCUAGAUCUAGAUGAUCUACCGGGUCUCGAACCCUAGGUAGUUUGCUUGAUAGGUGGUUUAGGCGGUGGCCUGUUCACUUGUCACAUAAUUUCCUACAUUUGCUCUAAUCAAAAGAGCUCGGCUCCAUGGUGGAACUUCCUUGCUUGGGAUCACGAAUGUUGAACCAGAAGCAAGUGCAGAUGUCGCUUGGUGGUCCAGCAGGGGCCUUCGACGCCAAUGGCCGGUUACCACGCGGAUUGCAAGGACGGUAGCGGAUUCUUAUAGAUAUUAUUGCUUUGAGUUGGUUUCACUUUUCUUGCUUCUUCCUAAAAAGUGCCUUCCCUCGUGAUUUUUGCCACUUGAUUUCUUUUGAUCUAAGGAAGGUCCGUUACUGAGGACCAAAUUGAAAUCCGAGCUUAUAAUCAGGUAUUCUUCCGAUACCAUCGCCCACAAUGUGCCAGCUACGAGGAACGGCGUAGCUCAAUGUUACAUUUGGGUCGUUAUGCUCACCUCUGGACGCUUCUCAGGAGCUCAUCAUCUCUCCCCUCCUGUGAUUGCCCGCUUGUAUUCGCUAUUGGAUGAAGGUAUGAAAAUGAAUUAUAGAUACAACUCAUACUUUUAGCUGAAGGCAGCUCGAGUAAGAAAUUAAAAUUAUCGGUUUAGCUGAAGGCUCGAGUAAAAAAUCCCUGGUAGGUAAGUUCUUGUAGAUGUUGAUGAUUACAGGUGAUACAUAUGGAGUAGAAAAGUACAUAUCGAUGACAUAGAAGUAGAAAACGAAAAGUACAUCAUAGUUUGGAAUAUAUUCAUUGAUUCCUAUUCAUUGUUUUCUUGAAAAGCGCGACUUCACGGCCACCAGACGGUAAUUUUUUGAUAUCUGAAUCAGGUAUAGCGUCUUACUUCGAUGCCUUGGUGGUUCGGACAACGCCUUUCCCGUACCCUUUCAUGCAAAUCAUCAAUUUUGGACUCUUUUUGAUCAAGAUCAUCGUCCCCGUUGUGGUGCAUCAGACUGGCGUAGCACUAGUCUGGGCAAUACCUCUUACAUGUUUAUGGAAAGAUGAGUCUUUGACAACUACAUCGAUAAUGCGCAUAUGAUAUGGAUAAAAAUGUCCUCCAGAAAGUUUAAGAACCAGCGAUGAAUAUAGUCGCUUGAUUCAGUACACAAGACUACUCACUCUGACUCGUCAGUGCUAGCUGCUUCUACCUCCUUCAUAAUAGUUCUGUCCUACUCCUCCUUCUAGACCACCUAGAAGAGCAACUUGGCAAGAACCCGGCACUUCUAACAACCUGUUGCGUCUUCGGUUUCUUUGGGAUUGGUCGGGUGGCUGAGGAGUUGGAGCAGCCUUUUGGAUCGGAUUUCUACGAUCACCCACUGGAGAAUUGGCAGAUCGAUUUUGAUUUGUGCCUCUUGGAUUUGGUGGAGAAUCAGUCCUUUGAGGUGCCCAGAGUCGACUUGCCGCCACUGCUCACGAGGGAUAUUCUGCAUUUGGAAAGUAAUAAUUGUCGACAAUUUUCUUCUCAGAACAUGAUUUUGUGGAAGAAGAAUUCUGCAUUUGGAAAGUACUAAUUGUCGACAAUUUUCUUCUCAGAACAUGAUUUUGUGGAAGAAGAAUUCUGCAUUUGGAAAGUACUAAUUGUCAUUCAUACGAAAUGUAAAUACCUCCAGGAGGCGCACUUGUUGAAUUCAACCGUUGUUGUCCCAUCACAGGUGAUGAGGCAGGCCCAUCUCCAGCUGCAGAAGACGUGA
Molecule: messenger RNA, 5735 nt
Organism: Amoebophrya sp. A25
Lineage: Eukaryota; Dinophyceae; Syndiniales; Amoebophryaceae
Source: the annotation of a GenBank genome assembly